Equus caballus (horse) is the source of this 7939-nucleotide messenger RNA. RefSeq names its product transmembrane protein 132B (gene TMEM132B). Lineage: Eukaryota; Metazoa; Chordata; Mammalia; Perissodactyla; Equidae. The record is from RefSeq and is a predicted model, not a curated record.
CUUUGUUUAAUGCGUUGUUGUCACUAUCUUGAAAUUCUUAAUAAUUCUGAACAAGGGCUCCUGUGUGUUCACUUUGCACCAGGCCCCGCAGAGUACGUCGUUGAUGCUGUGUGUCACCAAAGCCGCUGGGGCGUCUCUUUGUUUCUCUGUCUCCUGGCACACGAUGGGCUUCCAGUAAAUACCGACUGAAUGGAAUUAUUAUCCACUGGGACCAGCGCAUCUUUUCUCCCGUCUGUCCUCUCCACCAGCACCUGCCUAGGCAGCGCGUGACUCCCGUAUAAUUGUGUGCAGAAUCCUUUGGCCAAGCGUGUGGAGUGGACUCGAUUACGCUCCGUUUCUCUGAAAGUCUUGUUCCAAUUCGUGGUCCAGCAGCUGUCCCAGCCUCCAGCCCUCUUGAACCAGCCUGGACGUGCCACGUGGGCGUCUGAAGACGCUAACGAGGCCUUGCUUUCUUGGGACACCGACAUUUUGACAAGAACCAGCAGCGAUGGCUCCUCUGCAGUAAUGGGAGUGUCGGAGAGCCGCGGGAUCGCGGACAGCCUCCAGAGGUUCUCCUCGCUGCCCGCUUACCUCCCCACGAGCUUCCGCGUCGCGGGCGCAGAGGCGGCCUUCUUCCUCAAGGAAGCCAACCAGGACGUCACGAGGAACGCCAGCCUGCAGGCCCGGACCGAGGCCUUCUUCGUCUACCGGGCCAGGGCGCCCCCGGCCGUCAACGCCAGCUACGGCCCCUUUUCAGCCCUGAAGGUCAUUCCCCGGGAGCUCCUGCUGCCUUCCACGCCCUUUGGAAAGACGAAGUUCCCCUUCAACUGGAAGCUGAGAUCCCACAUCCUCGACAGCUCCAUCUACUCCAACAGACCCAAGGUGCAGACCCUGUUCUACGUCGCCGGCAUGGCCUGGGAGGACGGUGACCCCGCGGAAGACCUCCCGUGCGUCAAAAUGUUCGCCUUCCCAGAGGCCCGGGAGGUGGCGGCCAGCUGCCGGCUGCAGGGCGCCCCGGGGCUGUGCGUGGCCGAGCUGGAGCUGCUGCCCGAGUGGUUCAGCUCCGGGCUGGACCUGGAGCCCGAGGAGGAGAUCCCGGCCCUGCUGGGGGGCACCGCCAUGGAGCUGUUCUUCGCGCUCUACCCGGCGGACCCGGCCGGCCGCUGUCCGCUGGAGGAGGACGGCAAGUGGGACAACAAGAUCCACUCGGGCCAGGACGGCCCCCGGCAGGCGUCCGAGGCCCGGGAGCGGAUCGGCAGCGUCGUGGUCUACCCGACGCAGGACGACCUGAAGUGGGCCCUGGUGAGCCUGGACCCGAACGUCGUCGUCUCGGUGCCUCUGAACCUCAUCCGGGAGGGCGACGCGGCCACCUUCUUGGUCUCCCUGACCAGUGGCUCCGUGGCAGACCACUUCACCCUUCGAAUUAAGGCAGCAGCAGGUGUGAAAAUAACAGCAGUGAGAGUCAGCAGUGAAGACCAAUGGGCAGUGCAGGAGGAAAUAGAUAACGGCAGCGUUCAGACCACGGCCGCCCUCACCUGUGUGGGCCACCUCCCGGACGUGCAGAGCAGAGCAAAUGGCUCCUUCUAUGAGAUCUUGCAAGUGGAUUUUGGAAUUGACAACAGCAGCGGUCUGGCGGGGGCCCAGCAAAUUACCUGGCAAGUGGAGUACCCGGUGGAUGACUCCAGGAGUGAGCUGGUGGUCUCCGAGAUCUUUGUCAGCCAGACAUCCUUCGUGGGCAUCGUCCCUCUCGCCAUGGACACGGAGGUGCUGAACACGGCCAUUCUCACCGGAAAGGCUGUUUCGGUUCCCGUCAAGGUCGUGGGUGUUCAAGAGGACGGUUCUGUGGUCGACGUGUCGGAGUCUGUGGAAUGCAGGUCUGCGGACGAAGACGUCAUCAAGGUUUCCAACACCUGCGAUUCCAUCUUUGUGAACGGGAAGGAAAUGAAGAGCAGAGUGGACACGGUCGUGAACUUCACCCACCAGCACUUCACCUCCCAGUUAGAGGUCACUGUCUGGGUGCCCCGACUGCCCCUGCAGGUGGAGAUCUCGGACACGGAGCUGAGCCAGAUCAAAGGAUGGAGGAUCCCGGUGGCCUCCAACAGAAGGCCCACCCGAGAGAGCGAGGACGAGGAGGACGAGGAGAGGAAGGGCCGGGGCUGCUCCUUGCAGUACCAACACGCCACGGUGCGCGUCCUCACGCAGUUCGUGGCGGAGUCACCCGACUUGGGUCAGCUGAGCUACAUGCUGGGCCCCGACUGGCAGUUUGACAUCACUGACCUGGUGAUGGAUUUCAUGAAGGUGGAGGAGCCGAAAGUGGCUCAGUUGCAGGAUGGCAGGACCCUGGUGGGUCGGGAGCCGGGCAUCACCACUGUGCAGGUCCUCUCGCCUCUCUCUGACUCCAUCCUGGCCGAGAAGACGGUGACCGUCCUGGAUGACCGCGUCACCAUCUCGGACCUGGGCGUGCAGCUGGUGGCUGGCUUGUCUCUUUCCCUGCAGCCGCACAGAGCCGACAAAAGAGCCAUUGUCUCCACAGCGGCCGCCCGAGACGUUCUCCAAGCCCCACAGCAGGAAGCAAUAGUCAGUUCUUGGAUCUUGUUCAGUGAUGGUUCAGUGACACCCUUAGACAUUUAUGAUCCCAAGGAUUUUUCAGUUACUGUCUCAUCGUUGGAUGAAAUGGUGGUGUCUGUCCAGACAAACCUUCAGUCCAAAUGGCCAGUGGUGGUGGCAGAGGGUGAAGGGCAAGGACCCUUGAUUAAAUUGGAAAUGAUGAUUAGUGAACCUUGUCAGAAGACCAAGAGGAAGAGUGUUCUUGCCGUGGGUAAAGGAAAUGUCAAGGUCAAAUUUGAACCAAAUAUUGAUGAUCACCAAGGAGGCACCAAUGAUAUUGAGGGCAUAAAUCGUGAAUAUAAAGACCACCUCAGUAAUUCCAUAGAGCGUGAAGGAAACCAGGAGAGAGCAGUUCAGGAAUGGUUCCAACAUGGCGCCUCUGUUGGCCAAGAAGAAGGUACCAACAAAAGCACAACCCCACAGUCUCCCAUGGAAGGAAAGGAUAAGAAGUUGCUCAGGAGUGGUGGUCCAGAUGCCUUCACAAGCUUCCCGACUCAAGGGAAGUUACCAGAACCCAAUAAUCCUAGUGACCUUACAGUGACUUCAAGGGGGUUAACCGACCUGGAGAUUGGCAUGUACGCCCUGCUCUGUGUCUUCUGCCUGGCCAUUCUGGUCUUCUUAAUCAACUGUGUGGCAUUUGCUUGGAAAUACAGACACAAAAGGUUUGCUGUGAGUGAGCAAGGCAACGUCCCCCAUUCCCACGACUGGGUCUGGCUCGGGAAUGAAGUGGAACUUUUGGAGAACCCCGUGGACAUCACACUCCCGUCGGAGGAGUGCACAACCGUGAUAGACAGGGGGCUGCAGUUCGAGGAGAGGAACUUCCUUCUGAACGGCAGUUCCCAGAAGACUUUCCACAGUCAACUGCUCAGACCUUCGGACUACGUCUAUGAGAAGGAACUUAAAAAUGAACCUAUACAUUCAUCGGGCCCAAAGAGGAAGCGAGUCAAGUUUACUUCCUACACUACCAUCCUCCCAGAGGACGGCGGCCCGUACACCAACUCCAUCCUGUUCGACAGCGAUGACAACAUCAAGUGGGUCUGCCAAGACAUGGGGCUGGGGGACUCCCAGGACUUUAGAGACUAUAUGGAGAGACUGCAGGACCAGAUGUGAACUCCUCUCUUAUGUUUGUACUCACCUUUAUGCCUUCUGUUUUCUGAGUGGUGGAGCAGUGAGUUUAUCAGCAAUAGGGGAUGACUUAGCAAAGCUUAACUUGUGGAGGUCUGGUGGGUCCCUUCCUGAGCAGGUAGCAGAGGUCUGGGGGGCUAUAGCAGCUGGGUUAGAAGCCAGGAAAUAUCUCUGAAACAGCCACAUGUAGGUCCUGGAGAAAUUCUAAGACAAAAGUUUUAUCUGCUGCCUGGUACAGGCCCAGUUCGAAUAUAAUAAACCUGACCCCACAGACAUUGUUAGUCAUCUCGUGAGAAAUGGCCAUGUGGAAUUAGAAAAGACUCGGUGUUGAUUUUUCUAUUCCUACAUCUUGUAAAGCACAGUGGACGUUUCUUGCCCUUGGCCUGAGCUUGGACAUACGUGAGGAUGCCGAAUGUAGCUGCCCUUAUUUGUUAUGAGCACUGCUGAUUAUUUUUAUAUACAUUUGCACCUGCGCCUGGUUCCUUUGACCUCUGGAAUUCUUUUUGAAACAUGAAGAAAAGAAAUUUCGUUCUUUCCUCUGAGGUCUGUUUGAUUUACACAUGAGUUUCCGUCCCUGAGAUCUGCCUCAUCACGUUAUUUCCUGGGUGUCCCUGCAGGAUCUUCUCCACUUUCCCCCACUUGAUCACUUAGGGGCGAGAGCUGAGAAGCUUAUCCUCGCUCUGUCUUUCCUUCUUUUUGUUGUUGAACUUUCUUGUAUGAGGCGGGGACGCGGGAUUUUACUUAAAAUAUGAAUAUGCUGUGAGGGAGACCAUUUCUUUACCGUUUUCUACAUGGAGCUUAAAACCUUUCCAGAAAAGUUGUGCACCAUGAACAUUUAUUUUGAUCUUCUGCUUGUGGGAGAUUCAUGAGGAACGCCUGGAGUACAUUUCUGAGGGCAAAAAGACCUCGAAAUGGCUGUUUUUAUACAAGUGCUUUGUGGUCAACACAAGUUGUUAUCCAAACUGAAACCAAAAUUUAGAAUGGAUGUACACAGAACGGAAAUUGCAGAGGAAAUUCUUUCAGAUUAAACUUGCCAUUUUACCAGAACACAAAAUUUUUAAAAAGUAAGUAGAAUGAUGUUUCAACUUAGCAAUAUGUAGAAAUUCAUCCAUACAAUGCCUCCCCCCGAGACUCUGGCAGAGAUAAAACCUACACAGGGUGUGCACCAAGGGGGAGAAGCAAUGGGUUUCCCCCCAAAUUCAUAAAAAUAAAUGACUUAGUUUCAGAGCUUAAGAAGCAGCAGUUACGAUGAAAAACCCUAGCUAGUGGAAAAUCAACGUGGCAAGAGAAAAAGCACAUGAUUCCUGUAUAAUUUUAAAAUAAAAGGUGUUUUUCAAAGAAUAGCAUGAAUGGUUUCCAGCAAAGCAAGAAUUUCAGAUUAGGAAAUUAUGAAAACAUUUUUAUUAAGAUAGGAUAUCUGGAAAAACAGACAGGACAAGUGUGCCUCCUUACGAGUUCCCUGAGCCGCUGGCAUCUGUUUCUUAGUGGCAGGGCCUCAAGGAUCUGCAGAAGGUGUCCGAAGCAGUUCUUGACUACAAAUGGCUGUCAACUGAGCUGUACGAAAGAGAGACAUUCAAUUGUUCUCAUAGAUUUCUGUGCCGGGGAACAUGACAACCCAGCCUCCUCUAGCCGUGACAUGGCAGCCACAAAGUUCUACCUGUGUCUCUCGCCCACAGGACUACAGUGCGUUUGUAAACCCUUCAUCCGUUACCAGUGAUGUUGGCCUGACCUCCAGAGGUUUAAAUCUCGGUUUUAAAAUUGGGGUUAGGAACCGAAGCUGGUGAAUUUCCAAAAAUCUUUCAAUUUGAUUGGCAAGUGAAGCCAGGAGGUCCGGGCAUUAGCUCCAAAAGCAGUUUGCAAGGAGAUGGCUGACACCUUGUAGGAAGAGCUCCUCCAUUAGCCAAGGAUGCUGCCAGUGCUUUAGAAAGGGUUGGGUGGGGAGGGAGCUCAAAACUGACUGUGUAGGGCAGAAGGAAAGUUCAUGUGCUGAUUAAAACAUAGCCAUCCAAACGCGUCCUGCUCCUCCUCUAAGAUAUUCUCAAGUUUCUCUCCCUUGGAUCCUCAACAUUCUAGAAAUAAUGAGAAUAUCAUUUCUGGAACUGAGGAAGCUCAGCUGAUAUGGGGGUGAAGCUCUUUCUCUCACACACACAGCAGGCUGCCUCCGCUGGGAGGUGGAGACUUUGGGUGGGGGUGUCAUUCGGGAGGGGGCAGGGGAAGCUACCGUUGUCAUAGGGAGCCUUAUUAAGGAGCAUACAAAUUAGAGCAUUUCCUGUGGUCUGUGUGCUUGAUGCGGCACAGAGAGCAAACUGUGGAGCGUUAGAGCGUCACUGGUUUCUCAGCAGAGCUGGAAACUGCCCCCUGUCCUAAGACGCCCCCUGCGGCUGCGCUGUCUCACCCGGAGUGACACAGGCUCGUCCAGUCACCUUGGCUAGUUACGCUGAGACUCAGUUCCAUGUAAUCAAAUGGAAGAUCAUAGAGGAGGGGGUCCCUCUUACUAUAGAACGCAUGCUCGCCUAUACACACACAUUGAUACGUGUGUGUGUGAAUAGGGAAGAGCAGAGAAUACGGGCGUUAGUAGGAAUCAACCCUGUUAGUUGUUCUGAGGUUCGACGUGGGCACUGCUCGGCUCAACAGAAGUUCACUGGAGUUCUUUCCAUUCUGAAUAUUUCCUGCCCACCGGAAAUCCUGGGUUAUGUCUGCUUGUUUUUCAACUAGUCAAAUUAAAACGAAAAGGAACUCUACCCCAAAAUAUUUAAACUAAAAUAGGGGUAAAGAUGUAAGUUAAGCCUUGAAAUACAAUUUCUUGGGGCCCUGCAUUUGCCUGGAUUUUCCAGGUUUUUCUGGCUCAGAGAUCCAUAUGAUUGGUGUGAUAAAUAACCUGAACAAAACAACGUUGAUAAAGCCCCUUCCUCUCCCGUGAGUGGAAUGCUUGGACCCCCCUGAGGAACACACUAGCAAACCUCUCGAGGGCCGCCAGGCCGCGACCUCGCUGGCUCACGUGGAGGGCAGUUCAGGUGCUGCAUGAGGACCAGCCCACCUAGGACAGCAGGGGAGGCGAGACCACAGUUUCCAGGGGCCGGAUGUGCUGCUUUCCAGGCCAGCGCACAGGGGUCGAGAAGCAGCCGCCACUCAGAAGAACCGGAGUUUAAACACACGCUGUCGCAUUUGAGAGAAAGCAGGAUGAAAGGACACAGGAAGUUUCCCCAGAAAAACACCACCUAGCAAACCUCAGAAUUCUCCACGUGCACCAAGAGAAGGAGUAUUGACAUCCUUGUUGUUUUGUAGUGCACCCUGGCCAGGCUAAGUUCCCAGCCUCGAAUAAUCCUUAAACUCCAGGCAGAGAGUCUCUAUUUACAAACAUUAAUGCAGGGGAAAAAAUGGAUUAAUUUUUGUCCCAUGGCCACCUCUGUAGACCAAGUAUUUUGUACCUUGCUGAUUUUUAAGUUUUAGAAAGUUUGUCUUUGUGCGUUUUGAUCAACAUUCUUGUCUCGCUCGCUUAGAAAGGCGUCUUCCCCAUGUUGGGAUGUUGGGGCCACAGCAAAGGCUCUGUCUGUCAGAGAACUAGCCAGCGCAUCUUCAGUGACCACAGAGGGUGGUUUUAUCUGAAUCCUACAUUUUCAUUGACACCAUUGUGUUUUCUACUCUGAUCAUCUCAAAAAUGGCCUCAAUACUCCAUGCUGGUCUUUGUAAAUGACACGAUAGAUGGUUUCUAAACUCAGAAACCGUCUCCUCCAUAAAAAUUAUACAUGUGUAAUGUGAUGCUUAUCGCCUGUUAUGUAAAGGGACAGUACGAGUGGUGGAAAACUUAUGUUAAAAUACGGAUAGCAGAUAUUUUUGUAUGUAAUAUAGCCAAUAUCCUGAAGCACUGAGAAGUGUAUUGGAAUAAAUACAUUUUAAAAUAAAAGCAUGCAAAGCCGUAGCUUUUAAAUGUACAGACGUCCCACUCAAAAAUAUCUAAACUGAUGGUGGGGAAGCGUUGGGACCUCACAUCAUGAAAUGCACUGAAUUAGCAAUGCAGCCUGGAAAAGGCCUGGCUCGUGUCGGGAUCGUUGAUGGAAGCUGCCAGAACAUUUUGCUUUUACUCGUCAUUACUUUUGGAAUUUUUUCAUUUCUCUUUUUUUCUGGAAAUAUUUCAGAAAUAAAGUGACUUCGUUUUCCAGCAUAAAGGUAUAUUCUAACCACAGGGUAACUCAUCAUUUUUAAUAUGGAAAUAAACAUUUAAACGUUC